Aphanomyces astaci is the source of this 1008-nucleotide messenger RNA. RefSeq lists its product as hypothetical. Bases 1 to 1008 code for a protein of 335 amino acids. Gene Ontology annotation, molecular function: protein binding. The transcript has 3 exons. Lineage: Eukaryota; Oomycota; Saprolegniomycetes; Saprolegniales; Verrucalvaceae. The record is from RefSeq and is a predicted model, not a curated record.
AUGGGCGAUGCAAACGCCGAUGACCGCGUGGUCGUAGACCUCGGCUUUGACAAAGAUGCAUCAAACGUGUACCUUGCCCGAGGGAAGGACUGGAUCGGCUCGUCGGCAGUGAGUCGGAAAGACAUGAUGUCGCAUUUCCGCUUGGACGCGUCGCUCAAGGCGAUGAGCGCGGCUGAGUUGCCUACCGGAUGCAAGCAUUUGCUCAAAGGUCUCGGUCUGAGCAACUCCCAUGCUGACUUGACCAGUGACUACGGCACCAACUUGUCGCUGUUGACGGUGCUUGACGAACGAGCAUUCGGACGUCCCAUCGAACCCCUUCCAGACCACAUGGUGCAAUCGGGGUUCCAGUUCCCUACGACAGCACCGUUGACCAGUGCUACGACCUUCCACAAGACGAGUAAGGCGGCGCGCCCAGGAUUUGUGCAGCCGCCGCCCUCGAAGACUACGGCAUCGGCGCCAGUAGACACGAAGACGGCGGCCGCGGCGACCGUGACCGCCCAGGAAAAGCUCAAGAAGGACGAAAAGAAGAAGGAAAAGAAGCGCAAACGCGAAAAGGAGGACGCCGAAAGCCUCAAGUCGAUUCUCGACCCGCUCGUGCAUGAUCUCAAAGCGCUUACGUGGAAGGCCUGGCCCGACGCCAAGGGCAAGCCAAGCAACCCGUUCAUUGUCAAGAUCACUCGGGACAACUGCAAGGCGCUGGGGGUGCCCAACUACUUCGACUUUAUCCAGGAACCCAUGGACCUCACUCGCGUUGGCGAAAAGGUGCACAAGCAAGCGUACACCAAGCUCGACCAAGUGGAGGCGGACGUGGCGCUAUUGGUGGCCAAUGCGAAGCGGUUCAAUCGAGAAGGCGACCCGGUGCAUCAGAUGGCAAUCGAGUUCCAGAAAGCGUUUGACGACAAGCUCAGGGAAGUGUACCGGCCGAUCAUGGACGACCUUGCCGCGACGCGGAAGAAGCAAAAAAAAGAAAAAAAGAAGAAAAAGGACAAAAAAAGCAAGGACAAAUAA